Messenger RNA from Orussus abietinus, 7250 nucleotides. RefSeq lists its product as uncharacterized. The record is from RefSeq and is a predicted model, not a curated record. The coding region runs from base 91 to 6882 and encodes 2263 amino acids. The transcript is spliced from 13 exons. NCBI's taxonomy places the organism in Eukaryota, Metazoa, Arthropoda, Insecta, Hymenoptera, Orussidae. Gene Ontology annotation, cellular component: endoplasmic reticulum.
AGAAUCAGGUGUGCAUCUCUAUUCAGUAUUUUUUAUUUGCAUUUAUGUAGAUAUAGGUCGUUCUUUUUCUCAUAUUAGACCGAGUCCAAGAUGAACUGCAACGUCGUUCCUCUGAGCAAUUAUUCGAAAAUCAGUUAUCGGGUAAAGUGCGUCGACGUGGUGAACGAACGCGCAUUUGGUGAUUUAAUUACGAAUGAAACGGGGAGUUUUCAAGAUUACCAUGCCGAGUCAUUUUACGCGGAUGAGUUAUUACAUCUCUAUCGAAGAAAGCCUCGAAACUUGAUGCAGCAGACAUUGGAAAGUCCAGAUUUCAUGGUACUUAACACGAAGGAAAAUCCAGGAUGUAUUACCGAGACCAGGGAAUUCGGCGAGAAAGUUUUCCGAAGUUUGACGACCUCCAUCGAGAAAGCUAUUCCUCCUCCGAAGAACACCAACAAUGGCGAAUCUCUUAAGAAAAAGACGUAUCCGUCGCCGAUGAGGAAAAUAUGCCCACGUGAGGAAGAAACACUGUCUUCUUUGGUAGAUCAGCUGCUUUUGGAUAUCUACGGUCUCCCCAGAGGAGACAGACCCUCCGAAACGGUCUCGACGACCUCCUCCUCGAAGCCACGAAGCGAGCAUCGCUAUCUCCAGGGUACGCGACUUCGGUUGAAAAGCGUCGACGAGCUGCACGUCUUGGUGGACGAUUUGCAGGAACGCAUCGACCACGUCGGCGGUCUUCUCGUUCGUCAGCUGCGCCGAAGGGAUUACUUAGUCAACAGACGUAACAAGCGGUACGACGUCGUCACUGCACAUCUUCAAGCGCGAAGCGAAAAGAGGAGUGAGGACACGAGAAUGAAAUUCAGCGUCAUCCCCCAACCAGGCGAAAGUGGUUUCACUCAGUGGUUGGAUGCUAUGAAGAUGGUCGCGAAACUGCAAGGGGGAAUACCACCGGAAUUUCGGAAACGAUUGUGGUUGACGUUGGCGGAGCGCCAUUUGGAGCAGCGCAGGGUGGACUGGAAACAGGCUGAGAAGCUCUGCUUCAACGAGUGGAGCAAUCCCGACGACGAGGAAUUAGGGAUACAGAUUGUAAAGGAUCUCCAUAGAACUGGUUGCAGUCUCUUCUGCGGCGCUGCUGGUCGCGACAACCAAGCUGUCCUUCGUCGGGUUCUGCUUGGAUUUGCCCGAUGGAACAAAUCCGUGGGAUAUUGUCAAGGAUUGAACGUCCUGGCCGCUCUGGUCCUGCAAGUCGUCGAUCGCGCCGAGUCUUCUGCCGUCAAAGUCAUGAUUUAUUUGAUAGAAGGCGUUUUACCGGAAGGAUACUUUGCCGACAACCUCCGAGGACUCUCCGUGGACAUGGCAGUUUUCCGUGAUCUUUUGAGGAUGAGGCUGCCUAAAUUGUCACGGCAUCUUGAGGCUCUACAGAGCGAUGCCAAAGACAAGGCGACCGGUAGCAGCUACGAACCACCGCUGACAAAUGUAUUUACUAUGCAGUGGUUUCUUACAUUGUUUUGUCACUGUCUACCUCAAGAGGCAGUACUUCGCGUUUGGGAUCUGAUAUUUUUAGAGGGGGACGAGGUGCUUCUGAAAACCGCCCUUGCUAUCUGGGAGGGUCUCUCCGAUCGGAUAAUGACUGUCACAUCUGCGGAUGAAUUUUACAGCAUCAUGGGAGUACUUACGCGAGAGAUGCUGGAAUUCACGGAUACCAAUAAUCUUAUCAAGGCUAUCGUUAGCAUGGGCCCCUUAACAGGUGUGACGGAUCUUCGAGAGAAACAUCGAUACAAUAUUACCCCAUGGGCUCGAAGAUUGAGCGACGACGAAGAUUCCGAUGCCGAAGAGGACGAAAGGAUCGUCGUGGCUGCUGCGAUGUUCGGUAUAAACCAACGCAUGAAAAAAGAUCGUGCCACUUCCUCCUUGACGAUGUUGCAUUCGAUGGGACCCAGCAGUGAUAGGGAAAGAUUGGCGUUGGAUAUUAGCACCUUGAAACAUCAGUACGCAAAGCUGCGCGAGCGUCAGCGCCAAGCUCACAUCAUUCUUUCCGCUGCCUGUGCAAGACAGUCUAUGGUGGCAGCCCCGACAUCUCAAGCCAUGAAUCACUUGCUGGUGGGGAAGAGCGCUCUGAUCAGCGGUAAAAAUCGUCAGUUAAGUCCUCCACCUGGUUCUUUACCUCCGAAACCGAAAUCUGUCACCUUACACAGUCCUAGGACUCAAAAUCGCAGAGAUCGGCAAGGGAUCACUCUCCACUGGAAGGACACGAAAAAAAGAAAAGAAAGGAUGGACGAACGUCCAGAUGCGGGGGAAGUGGUCACGGAGCCAGCGCACUCAUCCGAGGGUAUGUCCGGUUCGUUAACGUCCCCGAAGAGGGGCCCGGAAGGGAGCAAGGCCGACAGUGACAGUGACAGUACGUCGACGGAAUUGUGCGACGAGCCGGAUAAACUCAGCGACCUGGAUAGCGAGGAACAGACGUCGGCGUCCGACUACGUCAUGGCAACGGACGAGGAGAAGAAGAGCCCACGAGGAGGGGAUUCGCCGUCCAUGAAGAGGGAAAGCGUCCCCGGAAGUGUCGCCUCAUCCCAGGAGGACGGGAACCGAUGUCAAGAGUCGUUGACAGGGGAAGUCGAGGUCCAGGGUCCCAAGAUCACGGUCAGGAGUCAGCGAGGGGAAGACCUCUCGGACCUAGAGGAGACCUCCAUAGCGGAAAUCACCGACCAGAUCCGCAGGUUGUCGGCUGAUGACGAAGUUUACGCCGGUUUGCCACUGAUGGACAAUAAGAGCGACCUGGGCUCAUCCGGGAUGAGCGUUUCGAGGCGGGACUCGAAGUCCCUAGAUGAUUGGAGCGAGUCGUCGAAAAGCGACGCCGGUAAAUCCCGAUCCGUCAAGGGUGACUCCCUCGACGUCGGCAUCGAUGGAACCUCGGAGACUAGCUUGGCCACGGUAGAUAGCUUCAAUUUUUUAAGCCUUAGCGGCAGUCGCGAGGACGACGAAGGAACAAGGGAGAACAACUCCAAGUAUCUCGAAGUCGGUAGAGUGUCCAGCGAUGAUGCUAGGUCCUUGGUUGAACACAUUGAUGUUGGGAAGAAUGAUGUAGAGCAGUCGGAUGCGUUUCCGGAAAAUGUAGGCGUUGAAAAGGACGGGGUAUAUUCCGAUUCGUAUGAUGCCGGGGUUAAACACCUUCCAGGAUUGUUCCCCACGUCCGUCAGCGCGAGUUUUGAUAGAAAGGAGGUAGACGGAGGCGGACGGAGUCCUACGUUAAGGAGUUACGAGAAAUCGUUGCAGUUCUGCGGCUCCGAUUCCAGGGAUUCCGAGAUCCUGGGGACAUCGGCGAUCGCUAUCCGGACUAACUAUGCGAGCCCCGACGUUUCCGCGAGCACGGUACCCAAGUCUUACGCGAUCGGACAUAUUCCGAUCACCCCGGUAUUAGUUGAUCAGAAGCUGAGCAAGACGAUGGAGUCGUCGGGCACAUCGUGGACUUCGUUGCGAGAGGAAACCCCGAGUCCCGGGAUGACCUGCUUCGAGAGGAACGGCUCCCUGACGAGUCCGAUCUACAAGCAACAACCUACGCCGAUGAAGUCCUAUCCUGAGCAGAAGAAGAGCCCGAAGACUCCGGACAGCGGCAAGUCCUUCGAUUCCGGGGAAACUAUGGGGCCAGAUUCUAAGACUUCGAGUCUGAACGCCAGUCCUCGGACUCCGCCGACCAGGUCGGAGUCUCGGACCUUCCGGACGGAUAAAUCGGCCUGCUCUUCCGUAAGCUCGGACUCGAAAACUCUGACCCUUCGUUCCAUAGACCUGGACCCAACGAACGUCCAUCCGACGAGGCUGGAGGCGAAGAAGACCUCCUACGAGAAAUCGAGCCCGUCCACUCCCAUCAGCUCGGACUCCUUGAAGAACAAAUCCGACGCCAGUCUGAAACUGGUCGUCAGCAGCUCCAGCGACUCCUGCAGUCCCGAGAAGUUGAAGUCUUCCGACAGGUCGUUCAGCUCGGAGCUGCAGUCGCCGAUUAGUGCCAAUUCCAUUAAGUACACCUCCAACUGCAAAGGAGGGCCCGACAACCCCUCCGAGUCUCCGCUGGACCUGAGCGCAGCUACGUCGCCAUUUUACCCGAUUGCACACCCUAACCAGAAGACUCCGUCACCGUAUUCCGUUUCAAAACAGAAAAACGGGACGGACAGCGCGGAAACGUCCCCAGAGAUGAAAUCUACGAGCUCGAAAGAGUCCACGAAACCGACAGGGUACCGACAGAACGGCCACCAGGGGAUUCCUAAGAACAAUAGAGGCAACGAACUUGGGCUUUCGGAUAGUCAAGGCUACAGAAAGGUGGAGCGACGCUUUUGCAAAGGGAAUCAGGAGCUGGAGAGUACAAGGCCAAGGACUAUGGAGAAGGACGUGGCCCUGUACGAGUCGGAGUUUCAAGAUGAAAGUAGGCAGAGGAGCAGAAAGUCCUUCGUGGAAGACGAUCUUCGGGAUGUCUAUUCGGAGAAGGACACGGUGGCACCCUUGCCGAUCCACAAGGUGGACAAGAGAUCACUCCUGGGGAACAGGUGUGGGAUUUUUCAGACCGAGAAGACUACCGAACGGCAGGAGAAUCAGGAAUACUCGAAGCCUUUCGAGAGAAGCUACAGUAGCCUGGACAAGAGCUUCGCGGAUCUGAAGGGGUCCAUCUACGCGGGGAAUUUCGACACUUCUACCGUGAAGAAGAGGUCCAGCGACAUCUUGGAGGAUAUUAAACACCUGGAAUCGAAAACCACGGCCGACAGUGCCCCGGAUACCGGGAUCCUGACCAAGAAGACCGGGUACAUCCUGGAGGACUUGAAGGACCUAGAAGCCAGACGUCAGGACACCUUCAGCGACUCUGCCAGCGGUCUUUCAAAAUGUCGUCUGGAUGCCCUGGGAGCUGAUUUCGUCGCCGACAGAAGGAAGUCGUACGUGGUGGAGCCUAAGAUUAAUAUCGACGAGAACAGCGACAGCAUCCUGAAGAGUCUGGCGCUGAACAACGACGGGAAGGAGGACGACAAGGAAUCGAAACUCGGCGUCUGGACGAAAGUGAAGCCUCGGAAAAGGGGGAAUGACGGAAGAAGGAGCAGCAGCGACAGGGCACUGAAGAUCAUACAGGAGAACUCGGCGAUUCUUCACAAGAUCCUGACUUGCCAGGCGAAGAAGAGGCUGCCGGACCUGGAGGAGAUUUCUAAGGAGAUCACCAUCAGCCCUAUAAACGAGGAGAUAUCGAAGAUAUUCAGCCCCAUCUUGGAGAGGAUCGGUCUGAACGAGGAGGAGAUCAACGAGGAGCUGGCCAGGAUCAAUUUGAAGGACUUCGAUCAGAUGGCCGCGACCGGAGGGUCGGAGUUCGACGCCAAGAUCAACGACGAGCUCUCCAGGUUGUCUCUGAUAGACGACUCGGAGGUGGACCAUUUAAGGGUGGACGAUAUAGUUUCCCGGGACUAUUUGGAGACGAGGGAUGCCUUGAUAGACCGACAGAUUAACGAGGAGCUGUCCAAGUUGCUGGCGAACUACGAAGAGAGAUCCGGCAUGCGCGACGCCAGGUCCUCCAGUCAAAACGUCAGCGACCUGGAGGCCCUGGACUUCUCCAGCGGGUCCACCAACGUUUUCUCCUACAAGUCCAACGAUUCGAUCGAGACGAAGGGCGAGCUGGAAUCGGUCGAAGCUAAUCUCGAGCCGGAAAAGUUCUCCCCGUUCUUGGCGGACGACUCUUUGAUGUACGGCUCCUCGGGGUACAAUGGUCGCGACUUGUCGGCGAAAAGUGACAUCGACAUUUACAGAGAGCUGGAGAAAUUGGACAAGAUAUCGGCGGCGCAAGUGUUCCCACGAGCCAUGCCCUACGUCUCGAAAGCGAUCCCUUAUGCGUCGAACCCGGUCCAUUUCAAAGACGCAAGUCCCAUCGAGAUCGACUAUUCGAGACCGGAGAAACCGUUCGACUCGUCGCCAUCGAGGAGUCCCUACGACGACUUCAAGCCCUACGACUUCAAGUCGAGAAUCUCUCCUAGAAAAGGAUCCAAGGAUCCGUACUCCUCGAGUUCUCGUGAAAAGUCCGCGAUCGAGCCUACGAUCGAGCCUACCUUCGAGUACACCGAGCGACUCUCCGCGACUUCGCCUCGCCUAUACGACCUGGGGGUCAAAAGACAGAUCGUGUCAAAGGAGUCCCUGGAGUUCCGAGUGAGAUACGACGAUGAACAGGCUCGUCAGAUCAGGACGAACGAUUUGACGCUGAGACCUUUCCAGACCGAAUUGGAGGCCCUUGACAAAGGGGCUCCAUACUACAACGACGACUCCACCAUCAAUAAAUACACCCCUAAAGGCAAAUUGAGUCUGGCAGGGGGUUUACCGAGUCAGCUGGACUACGUCUACGAAAAACCCGAGGGGCUUGGUCGGAAUUACGAAGAGCUCUCUCCGGAGGACUACAAAUUCACCAAGAGCAAGGACCUCCAGAGGCAAGCCUUCCCGUCUCCGCUCUCCGACAAGGAGCCCAAUUUCGGGUCUUACUUGUCGCUGCGAUUAGGAGACUCUCGGGCCUUGUCCACCAAUUAUCAUCUUUCGGACCGGAAGUUCCCGGAUUCCGGUCAGUUUUACGCACCUAAGCUUUCCCCCAGCCUGGAGGACGUUGCGAAGAGACCCGUCUCCCAUCCGGAGUUUCCUGAUAAGCCGAGUGCCUCGAAAUUCCCGGACUCGUCCUCGAGCUACUCGGCUAGCAACCGGAAGUCCUCCUUGAGUCUUGGGAAUAUCGGACACCCUAGCAAGAUCGCCGAGCAAACCUUGGAGAAGAUCCUUAGUCCCAAGAUGCAAUUCAGUCCCUUUCCCGUGAGGAAUACCGUCAAGAAACCGAAAGAAUUGGGCCUUAAAUUAGGACUCUAUUCGCCUACUAAUUCUAAUGGCAACGCACUCAAGAGGUCGUAGUCUCGAACCUUUCCACCGGGUUUCUACCGGAGCUUGGAUUCCUUUCGACUCUCGACGGGGAAAAAAAAAAAGAAUGGCCAGGAAAACAAGAUUCGUGGUAAUCGUUGUAUCAUUUUGGGACACCCCUUUGGGCUUUUCCUGACCAUCCUUCGAUUUUUUCCCCGUGCACCGAUCGCUAACCUUUUCGCCCGCGAGUCGCGCGAGCUCUUAUUUUCUUAACAACGAUCUAAUUUAACAUCCGAAUAGUAUUUGUUAUGCAAACGAGCGGCUCUUCCGUGGAACUUUACGAUCGAGCGCUCCUCUUCGACUUCCGAUAUCAAUUAGCGUGCGAUUAGCGAUGCGCGAUUAAGGCAUCACGAAAGGGUCAU